CACAGAUAAGCUCAAAGGAAAAGAGAAUGAAUGAGCUCAAAUGAAAAGAAAAUGAAAGAGAAAGCAGUAAACAAAUAGGAUCCUUGCAGUAAAUGAGGAAUGCAAAACGAAAUUUAUUAUUUUUCAACUGAAAAAUGAAUGGCAGUAGAGACAGAUACAAUUUACAUCUGAAUUGCAGGAAAAACGAUUUUUCCGAAUUGAAGAAAUUGAACAACAAACAUCUGAAGAAAUCUCUCAUUUCCAUUAGGAAUGAUUUUAGAAGAAGUUCUUCAGUUAUUCAAUGCAAAAAGGACGUAGAAUCUUUAGUUCACAAAACUAUCCCAGAAGAAUUUUUUGGCUGCAGAGAGAACAAAAAGCUAUUUACCAAUAUAGUGAAAAGAAUAUUGAAUCAUAGGAAGGGAGAGUAUGUACACAUCUCUUUGCUUUAUAAGGAUUUUGAAAGAACUUUUGAGUGGUACAAAUGUAUUGAUAAUACGGAUGACUUUGACGAGAUUUUGAGAAAUGUUAACUUAUAUUUAUUGGAAAAAUGUAUUAAACCGUUCAUCAGAAAGCACUUCUUUCCAGUGUUACAAGGAAAAUCAUAUCAAAUUGAUCUAAUUCGUAAAAGUGAAUGGCAGUCCUUUAGAGAUAAGAUAUUUCAGGAAAUGGUAUCCAAAGGACAUGUGAAAAUAAAAGAUAAAUACAAUGAGUAUGUACCAAGAGGGGCUCUUAGAAUAUUACCUAAAGAAAACUGUCAUAGUUUGAAUUAUCGUCCUGUCAUUUGCUACUACACCAAGAGUGAAACUGAAGAAAAUUUUAAAUAUUUAUGCAGAAUUAGGAAGAAGAUCAAGUCUUACAUUCAAGAAAAAAAAUUGCAUUUGAAUAUUCAUGAAGCUUGGAAAAAAUUUGUGGAAAGUUCUAGCUUUGAAGUGAUUUAUGGAGUUAAAGCUGAUCUGAAAGAUUCCUUUGGAAGCAUAAAUUUGAAUAAACUGUCAUUGGUCCUUCUAGAACUGCCAAAAAGAAUCUUAUCCGAUGUUGAUAAAGACUUUCUUGUGAAAAGAAUAAAAAAACAGCAUAUCUCUUUCAACAAUGCCAAAAAUAGAAUCGUAAUGCGAUGGUGUCAUGGUUUGUUACAAGGUGAUAGACUAUCAUCAGUAUUAUGCGAUCUUUACUAUUUAGAGCUCAUUGAUAUGAAGCAACUAAAAAACUGUUUGGUAGGACAUUAUUUCUUCCAUAGAACUGUAGAUGACUAUAUAUUCUGCUCCACAAGCAGAGAAAAUGUGGAGACCUUCAUUUGUAACUUGAAGCUUGGGAAUGUUUUGAAUCAAGAUAAAAUAUUUUCAAAUAUACUUGACAACAAUCUUGUUGAAUUGCCAUACUGUGGCUAUAUUUUCAAUUUGUAUACCAAGGAAGUGACUAUAGAAUUCAACAUGCGGAGGGUUGACCUAAGGAAUAAAUGCAAGUUAUGGAAUGACUAUCUUUUCAGUUCUCCAGAUAAAUAUUUGACAAGCAUAAUGAAAUUCAGCUCUGCCAAUUUUUAUUUCAGUAAAGUGAUUUUUAAUACUCACUACAACAAUGAAGAAACUAUUAUCAAAAUUUAUUUUUAUAGUAUGAUUUAUCUUGGAAUGAAAUUCCAUUGUGCAUUCAGAGAGUUGAGGCAAUCCAACCAGGAAUAUUGCAAGAAUGCCUAUGUUGUAAGAAAAAAGAUUUUGGAAAUUAUCAGGCAGUAUUCCCGAAAAACCAUAAGAAUUAUUGAAAAAUUUAAAGGAAAUUUGUUUCAUGGCGAUAUAAACCAUCAAAUGUUAACAACAAUAGGUGUCCGUGCCUUUAUAUUGGUAUUUCAGAAGUAUUCCUGUGUUUAUAAGGAGAUAAUCGCAACUUUGAAGAAGCAAGUUCUUAUGAAAAUAGCUCUUUUUGGCAGUUUAGACAUUUCCUUAUUCAAAAGGAUACCUCCAAACAUGGUAAAGACAGAGAAUUGAGUCGUCUAAGAUGACUGCAAAUUUUAAUAGGGUUAGAUUUUAUAACCCCCUAGAUAUUUUUGUGUUCUUAAUUUUAUUAUUUUUUUAAAUUCUUUAUCUUAUUGUAUUUUUGAAAUUUUAAUAAACAGUUUUUUGUUUCUUAA
Coccinella septempunctata (seven-spotted ladybird) is the source of this 2101-nucleotide messenger RNA. RefSeq names its product telomerase reverse transcriptase-like (gene Tert). The record is from RefSeq and is a predicted model, not a curated record. Gene Ontology annotation, molecular function: telomeric repeat DNA binding; telomerase RNA binding. Gene Ontology annotation, biological process: telomere maintenance via telomerase. NCBI's taxonomy places the organism in Eukaryota, Metazoa, Arthropoda, Insecta, Coleoptera, Coccinellidae. The transcript has a single exon. The coding region runs from base 135 to 1958 and encodes 607 amino acids. Gene Ontology annotation, cellular component: telomerase catalytic core complex.